GGGUCGUGAGUGCGCCACCAGGGAGCCUGCACCAACGCAGAUAACCACGAGGGAAGCGGGAGGAGAUAGGAAUUUGCCUUGUGCAGGAAUUCAGCCCGGCUGCGUCACUGUUUCAUUCGGCUCUGGAGCUGGGCAAGAAUUAAAGAGCACGGCGGCGUGCUCCUUUAUUCCACCAGCGGACAAGUUUAUUUUCCUGCUUGAAGGAGCCGCGGCGGUCUGAGAGGGAGGAGGGGGUAGGCGAGCGAGGAGCUGGUUGGGCUGCGGAAUCUUUUGUCAUCCCAGUUUUUUUUUGCCUGGCGGGGGGCGGGGUGUGGGAAGAACUGGAGCCCGUGGACCGUCGGUGCCAGCGCCGGAACGAGCGAAGAACCCCUUGUGGUUCGCUUUUUUUUAAUCCGGGAGAUUGAAGGGGGUUAGGCAUGAGCCCGGGAGCGGGAGGAUCGCGGACGGUGUGAACGCCAGCCGGUCGGCACGACAUGGAGAGCCAACAAGUCCCGUCGCAGUCUACUGACAUUAACAUUGAAGCAGAGGAAAGCUUAGCCAAGGAGGAAGAAACAGAGGGAAAACCAGUCAAGAAAGAGGAAUCAGAAGAAAAUCCAGUUAAAGACGAUGAAGCAGAAAAGAAUCCCAUCAAGGAUGAGCCACCUGCUUCCUCAUCCAAGUCCCCGGGCGUGGGCAAAGGCUCCCGGACAAAGCAAGAUACUCUGAAGGUAGAGGAGAGGCAGCGACUUGCUAGACAGCGCAGGGAGGAACGGGCCAAAACUCUCGCUACGAAGAAAUCAAUAUGGCUGGAAAGGGAAGAAAAGGCAAAGCUGCUUCGAGAGAAGCAGAUGGAGGAUCGGAGGAGGAGGUUAGAAGAACAAAGACUGAAAAUAGAGAAGCGACGUGCCCUACUGGAAGAACAGCAACGACUAAAGCUGCAGAAAAACAAGGAGCGUUAUGAAUCAGUGGUGCAGAGAUCAACCAAGAAAACCUGGGCCGAAAUCCGUCAGCAGAGGUGGUCCUGGGCUGGAGCCCUCUCACGUAGCCUGAGUGUGCAUAAAGAGAGGCCAGGGGGCUGCUCUUUAUCGGCUGUCAAUCUGCCCAAACAUGUGGAUUCCAUCCUAAACAAAAGACUCUCCAAAUCCUCAGCCACGCUCUGGAAUUCCCCCAGCAGAACUCGGCGUUUGCAGCUGAGUCCCUGGGAGAGCAGUAUCGUGGAACGGCUGAUGACCCCGACGCUCUCCUUCCUGGCCAGGAGCAGAAGUGUUGCUGUUUUAACGGGAACAGCCCGAGAUUCAGAUGUCCCUCUCUGCCCUCGCUCUGCGUCAUCCAGCCCAAUAGCCCCACGAAGCGGCAAACCCGUCCACAGGUGCUCCAAUCAAUGGAGGGCGGCACAGAGCACCCCAGAUCUCCCUGGGCGACGCAAGACUGAGGCUCAGCCGGUAGAAAACAAGAAGAAAGAGAAAAAAGACAAGGAGCGGGAGAAUGCAAAAGAAAAGCAUGCCCUGUUGAAGUCGGCCGGGGCACCCGACAAGAUGAUGAGGAAGCGACAGUCUCUUCCGGCUGUUAGGAGUAAAGAGUUGAUGGCAAGGGAAGUCAGCCUCAGAUCAAAGAACCGCUCCUUGCCAAGCUCACCCAGGCGGAGGACUUCGGGAGUUAGUCCGGGACCCAUCCCACCCCUGGCAGCAGGCACCGCCACUCCGGUGAAGAAGUCAAGAGCUAAAGGCGAGAAGCGCCAGGAGAAAGAGAGCCAGCUGAAGCUGAGAGGGGAGAAGGAGGAGGGUGAGAAGGAGUCGUCGAGGCCUUCGUCAGCUGGUGGCUCGAGAAACAAGGAGACAGCUGCAGAGGCUCCAGAGCCCACGCAGGGGUCACCUGCUAGAACAAUCGCAGGCACCAUGGACCCAGAGGAAGCUGUGAGACUUCUUGCAGAAAAACGGAGAAUUGCUCGAGAGCAGAGGGAGCGAGAGGAGCAGGAGAGGAAGGAGCAGGAAGAGAAGAGGAGGCAACUGAAGGAGGAGAUAGCUCGGAGAAAGGCGGAGGAGAAAGCCCUAGCUCAGAAGCAGGAGGAGGAGAGGAGGCAGAAGGAGGAAGAGCAGCGUCUGAAGGAGGAGGAGUGUCGGCAGCGGGAGGCCGAGAUGGAGCAGGAAGAGAUGGAGCGCCUACAAAAGCAGAAGGAAGAGGCGGAGGCACGAGCUCGAGAGGAGGCAGAGAAGCAGCGGCUGGAACGGGAACGACACUUCCAGAAGGAAGAGCAGGAACGCUUGGAGAGGAAGAAGCGUCUGGAGCAGAUUAUGCAGAGGACGAGGAGGUCUGAUAAUAUGGAUAAGAGAGAUGAGAAAAAAUCAGCUUCUGGCGGGGAGCCGGACACCAAGGAUGUCAAGGCAGAGACAAAAGAUGGCAGCCCCUUGCAUGUGAAGAAUCGCACUGGUGAAGAUCAGCCGGAGGCAUCGGUUAAAGAGGAAGCUGGCAAGGUCUCAGUCAGUGCCACCAUCUGUCCGUCACAGGAUCUGCCGCUCAAAGAGCCAGGGGUCACUGUGAAAGAUGACAGCUGUGAGAAACAGGCAGUGCUCACCAAUGGGGUUCAGCCAAAGAAGCAGGAAAAUGGGAUCUGCCCCAAGACACAAGGAUUUGAGGAGAUCCUGGAGCUGACAAAUCACACGGGCUGCUUCAAGAGUACUGUGGACAGUAUUGGGGACAAGGAGUGUCUCAGCACCCUGACAGCCAACGAGAUUCCUGUCAAUCCCAUCAUUGCAUUUGAGGAGGAGAACUCCUUCAUCAAGAAAACAACAGGAAUUCAGGCCCAGCAUGUGGCAGAAAUCCUCUGAGGAGCUGGGAGAAGCCCCCGUGCCCCUCGGCAACCACCCCCCAUGACCCACACCCCUACCCCCAAGCUACCAAGCACGGCUUU
This is a messenger RNA of Mobula hypostoma (lesser devil ray), 2887 nucleotides long. RefSeq names its product MAP7 domain containing 1a (gene map7d1a). Gene Ontology annotation, cellular component: microtubule cytoskeleton. The transcript is spliced from 18 exons. The record is from RefSeq and is a predicted model, not a curated record. Lineage: Eukaryota; Metazoa; Chordata; Chondrichthyes; Myliobatiformes; Myliobatidae. Gene Ontology annotation, biological process: microtubule cytoskeleton organization. The coding region runs from base 474 to 2804 and encodes 776 amino acids.